This is a messenger RNA of Recurvomyces mirabilis, 666 nucleotides long. It is a transcript of the gene DID4, whose product is annotated as ESCRT-III subunit protein did4. Bases 1 to 666 code for a protein of 221 amino acids. The transcript has 4 exons. Gene Ontology annotation, cellular component: ESCRT III complex; multivesicular body. The record is from RefSeq and is a predicted model, not a curated record. Lineage: Eukaryota; Fungi; Ascomycota; Dothideomycetes; Mycosphaerellales; Teratosphaeriaceae. Gene Ontology annotation, biological process: late endosome to vacuole transport; endosome transport via multivesicular body sorting pathway; protein transport.
AUGAACAUCAUAGAAUGGGCCUUCGGCAAGCGCAUGACACCAGCGGAACGUCUUCGUAAACAUCAACGAGCGCUAGAGAAGACGCAACGAGAACUCGACCGCGAACGCACUAAGCUCGAGAACCAGGAGAAGAAGCUAGUCGCUGACAUCAAAAAGAAUGCCAAGAAUGGGCAAAUGGGCGCAGUGAAGGUGCAGGCGAAGGAUUUGGUGCGGACGAGACGGUAUAUCCAGAAGUUCUACCAGAUGCGGACGCAGCUGCAGGCUAUUAGCCUGAGGAUACAGACUGUGCGAAGUAAUGAGCAGAUGAUGCAGAGUAUGAAGGGCGCGACACAACUACUCGGCAGCAUGAACCGACAAAUGAACCUCCCGGCUCUGCAGCGAAUAGCGAUGGAGUUUGAGAAGGAGAACGAUAUCAUGGACCAGCGGCAGGAGAUGAUGGAUGAUGCUAUUGAUGAUGUUACUGGACUGGAGGAUGAGGAGGAAGGCGAGGAAGUGGUCAACAAGGUGCUGGAUGAGAUUGGUGUUGAUCUUGGUCAAUCGCUUGGCGAGACACCACAGGGUCUGCAAAGUAACGCUGUGCCCAAUGGCAAGGUGGCGCAGGCUAUCGGCGGUGGCGAUCCUGGUGAUGACGACCUGCAAGCCCGUCUUGACAGCUUACGAAAAUAA